Messenger RNA from Physeter macrocephalus (sperm whale), 1100 nucleotides. It is a transcript of the gene TBATA, whose product is annotated as thymus, brain and testes associated. The transcript has 7 exons. The record is from RefSeq and is a predicted model, not a curated record. NCBI's taxonomy places the organism in Eukaryota, Metazoa, Chordata, Mammalia, Artiodactyla, Physeteridae. The coding region runs from base 1 to 948 and encodes 315 amino acids.
AUGGGUCCCCUUCGCUCUCCCCCGCCCACCAGCACCCACCCUGCCCUCACCUCCUCAUCCGGCCUGCUGACAGCCCUCAGGAAGCAAGCCGAGAGGACCAGAGGCUCAUCUGCCAAGCAGAGCUGCCUGGGGCAUGGGAACCCGGGGCAAACAGAUGCAGGGCAGGAAGACGGGGAGGAGAGGAGGCUCUUCCACCUCCUCUUCCACCUCCUCUUCCAGUCCUCCCCACACCCAGUGUACAGGGAGGGCAAGGAGGAGAGCCCCAGAUAUCAGUCGGCCGGAUCUCGUCCCCUCCUUCCAGAGGCCUGGAAGAAGGAGUUGAAAGACCUGGCUUCCCGGGUGGCCAUCUUCACCAAGGAGAAUGAGCUGAAGAGCAAGGAGAGUCUCUGGCUGCUUUUUUCCCAGCAGAAGAAGGAGCCUCAGCGGGAGCAGGGGGCAAAGUACUCAGCAGAGACUGGUAGGCUCAUCCCUGCUUCCACCCGGGCCACGGCCCGCCGCCACUCCCGCCAGGCCGUACGAAAGCACCCUGCGAGCAGAGGUGGAGGAGACCAGACCUUCAUCCUACAGGAUCAGGAGUUGCUGAUCCUGGAGCUGCUUUCUCAAAUCCUGCAAACAGACUCCUUGAAUGCUAUCCAGUUCUGGCUACUCUACGCGCCCCCCAAGGAGAAAGACAUGGCACUAGGCCUCCUGCAGACAGCAGUGGCUCAGCUCCUUCCCCAGCCUCUAGUCUCCAUCCCAGCAGAAAAACUCCUGAACCAGCUCCAGGAAAUUCAAGAACCACUUCAAGAGAGGCAACAGCUACCCUACAGCCAAUCCCUGAGGAAGACGAAGACACCACCUCUAUCAAAAAGCAAAAAACCAGAGAACACUGGGAAAGCACAAGUUCUUCGCGUGCACUCCAGCCAGAACCCAGAAGAGAAGGCGGCAAAGCCAAAGGCAGAGGGCUGAGGAGUUCGCACCACUUUGCCCACCUUGCUCAAGAAGAGCCCCUGAGUUCAAAGAUUCGGCCCGUACCCCCUCAACAGCAAUACCGGUUUUCCUAUCACAUGGAACCUAUUAAAAUACUGUCUUCCCCUUAAGAGGACAGUUCUGCUCUCCUA